AUGGGAUCAACGGGUGAGAUGAAGGACGAGACGCUGCCGCCUCUAAGAUUCAUCCCUCUGUCAUACAACCAUGCCGAUUCCCAGGCCUCUGCGCUCAGGCUUGUUCUGACGCUGAACCCGCAGUGGGAGGGUCCGGACAACAAGAUCGAGUUCGUGCGCUUCACGGACGGCAUCACGAAUACUCUUCUCAAAAUCAUUAAUCGGAAACCUGGCUGGACCGAGGAACAAAUAGACAACGAAGCAGUACUGAUGAGAGCGUACGGUAACCACACAGAGAUCCUCAUAGACCGCGAAAGAGAAACGACAUCCCAUGCGCUUCUGGCCAACCGUGGCCUGGCUCCUCCCCUUCUGGCUCGUUUCCAGAACGGACUUCUCUACCGGUUCAUUCGAGGCCGUCCAGCAACCCAUUUGGACCUGGUGAAGCCUCCGCUCUGGCGCGGCGUUGCCCGAAGGCUUGGACAAUGGCAUGCGGUGCUGCCUACCGGUGGACACAGCUCGUCCAGUUCAUCUGCCAAAGAGCUCCCCUUAUCCCACCAAGUAGAUGUCGACGAUCAGCAGCAACACAAGCAAGAAGAUGAUUUGGACACGAUCAAGCCCCGAGUACCCGGUCCCAACAUGUGGACUGUUCUGCAGAAGUGGAUCCUUGCUCUUCCCACCACGACCGAGGAGCAGCGUGCCCGAAGACGCGCCUUGCAGAAGGAAUUGGAACGCGUGGUGCGUGAGCUGGAUGAUGGAAGGGGUCUUGGUGACGACGGACUGGUCUUUGCCCACUGUGACCUCCUCUGCGCCAACGUCAUUGUCGUGCCGCAAUGUCCUGCCACUGCCGCAACCUCGGAUGAAGGAGCCCUGACCGUGCAGUUCAUCGACUAUGAAUACGCGACCCCCUCUCCGGCCGCUUUCGACAUCGCCAACCACUUUGCCGAAUGGGGCGGAUACGACUGCGACUACAGCAUGAUGCCCACUCGGUCCGUUCGCCGACAAUUCUUGACCGAGUAUGUCAAAAGCUACAGUCAAUACCGGGGGAUUCCCGAAUCGUCGCAGCAGGAGAUUGUCGACCGAUUAUAUGAGGAUGUUGAUCGAUUCCGUGGUAUUCCCGGAUUAUACUGGGGCGUGUGGGCACUUAUCCAAGCCCAGAUCUCACAGAUCGACUUUGACUAUGCUUCCUACGCAGAGACCCGGCUGGGUGAAUACUAUGCCUGGCGGCGAGAAGUGGAUGGCUCGCGGGCUCAGGCGGGUGAAGAGAUGCCCCUUCGGGAACGUCGCUGGGCUGAGCCUUAG
This is a messenger RNA of Aspergillus pseudoviridinutans, 1278 nucleotides long. Its product is annotated as putative ethanolamine kinase. The transcript is spliced from 5 exons. Gene Ontology annotation, molecular function: ethanolamine kinase activity; choline kinase activity. Gene Ontology annotation, cellular component: cytoplasm. The record is from RefSeq and is a predicted model, not a curated record. Gene Ontology annotation, biological process: phosphatidylcholine biosynthetic process; phosphatidylethanolamine biosynthetic process. Lineage: Eukaryota; Fungi; Ascomycota; Eurotiomycetes; Eurotiales; Aspergillaceae. The coding region runs from base 1 to 1278 and encodes 425 amino acids.